AUGGCUCAACCGGCAGAGAAAGCUUUUGGUGUGACACACAUCAAAUCGUACAUUCCCUUGGUCCUUGAUAUGCAGAAGAUGAACUAUGAUGCAUGGCGUGAACUAUUUGAGACUCACUGUCUCAGCUUCAGUGUUUCUGGUCAUCUCGAUGGGACCUCGGUUCCUGCAACUCCUCAAGACACGGCCUGGAAAGAGCAUGACGGUCUGGUCAAAAUGUGGAUCUAUGGAACGAUCUCUCCUUCUCUUCUCGACACGGUCCUCAAAUCGCGUUGCACUGCUUGUGAGCUUUGGGUCACUAUCGAAAACCUGUUCCGUGAUAAUAAGGAGGCCCGAGCAAUUCAACUAGAGAACGAGCUGUGA
Messenger RNA from Camelina sativa (false flax), 360 nucleotides. The record is from RefSeq and is a predicted model, not a curated record. Lineage: Eukaryota; Viridiplantae; Streptophyta; Magnoliopsida; Brassicales; Brassicaceae.